Messenger RNA from Fulmarus glacialis (Northern fulmar), 733 nucleotides. RefSeq names its product SWI/SNF-related matrix-associated actin-dependent regulator of chromatin subfamily D member 3. The record is from RefSeq and is a predicted model, not a curated record. Gene Ontology annotation, cellular component: SWI/SNF complex; nucleus. The transcript is spliced from 6 exons. Gene Ontology annotation, biological process: regulation of transcription by RNA polymerase II. The annotation marks the transcript as partial. NCBI's taxonomy places the organism in Eukaryota, Metazoa, Chordata, Aves, Procellariiformes, Procellariidae.
UGCUUGGAUAUUCCUUGCUUCCUUCUCAGAUCCGGGAGCUGGUUCCUGAGUCCCAGGCCUACAUGGAUCUGUUGGCCUUUGAACGCAAACUAGACCAGACCAUUAUGCGGAAGCGUGUGGAUAUUCAGGAAGCGCUGAAGAGGCCAAUGAAGCAAAAGCGGAAACUGAGACUUUACAUCUCCAAUACAUUUAAUCCCGCAAAAUCUGACGCUGAUGACUCUGAUGGCAGCAUUGCUUCAUGGGAGCUGCGAGUGGAGGGGAAGCUCCUGGAUGACCUCAGCAAACAGAAACGGAAGUUUUCAUCUUUUUUUAAGAGUUUGGUUAUUGAACUGGACAAAGAUCUUUAUGGACCUGACAACCAUCUUGUGGAGUGGCACAGAACUCCCACAACCCAGGAAACGGAUGGCUUCCAGGUGAAAAGACCCGGUGAUGUCAGCGUGCGGUGCACAUUACUCCUCAUGUUGGACUACCAGCCUCCACAGUUUAAACUGGACCCGCGAUUAGCCCGUUUGCUGGGGAUACACACACAGACCCGAUCAGCCAUCAUCCAGGCUCUCUGGCAGUACAUCAAAACAAAUAAGCUGCAAGACUCCCAUGAUAAGGAAUACAUUAACUGCGACAAAUACUUCCAGCAGAUCUUUGACUGUCCACGGCUAAAGUUUUCUGAAAUUCCUCAGAGACUCACUAACCUGCUACUGCCACCAGACCCUAUCGUGAUAAACCAUAUCAUCAG